UACUAUGCCCCAAAAUAAAAUAACGCAUUUUUUUUCUAAGAAAUCUGAUUUUGACAAUGAAAAUUCUUUAGAAAACAAGAAAUUAAAUAGAGAUGAAACAUCCUUAAAUAAAAUUCAUAAAAUCAAAAAGUUAAAGGUUGCAGAAAAUGUGAAAAAAAAUUAUUUAAUAGUUGAAUCUAAAGACACUGAUGUUGUUCAAGCUAAUCCUAUUAAAAAUAUACCAUUAAAUCUAAAUGUGUAUAUAAAAGACAUUGAUACAUAUGAUCCUUCCAAGGUAAAUUAUGAUGCAGUUUCUGAUGCAGUGUGGGAUCAAAAUCAAAAUGUUCCAUAUGCUGCCCUAUCAAAAACAUUAGAAUACAUAGAAGAAGAAUCCUCAAGACUAAAGAUUAUCAAUAUAUUGAGUAACUUCUUUCAAUCAACAAUAAUAUUGACCCCCAAUGAUCUCAUUCCUAUUCUUUAUUUAUGUUCUAAUUGCAUUGCACCAGCCUAUCAAGGAAAAGAGUUGGGAAUGGGUGAAAAUGUUGUGCUCAAAAUGAUUGCUGAAAAUACUGGUAGGAGCAUUGCUAGCGUUAAACAGGACCUCAAGUCUAAGGGAGAUAUAGGAAUAGUCGCCCAAAACAGCAAAACUACCCAAAGAACAAUGUUCAAAUCUAAGAAACGUCUCACGAUUAACAAGGUCUUUAAAACCCUUUCAGACAUGUCGGAGAUAUCCGGCAACACAAGUACUACCAAAAAAUUGAACAAACUGAAGGACUUGUUUCUAGAUUGCGAAAAAAGUGAAAGCCGAUACCUAGUUAGGUUUGUUUGCGGGAAGAUGAGGAUAGGACUCGCCCAGCAGAGCAUACUGACGGCAUUGGCUAUGGCGUUUACAAAUGCCACAAGGAAAAAUGCUAAAAAGAAAGCGAUGGACCAAAAUGCGGCUAUAUUGAAAAAUUCCUUCAAUGAAUGCCCAUCUUACGAUAUCCUUAUUCCUUUAAUCCUGCAAAAUGGAAUUUCGAAUUUAGCCGAUACUUGUAAAAUGCAUCCAGGUGUUCCUGUCAAGCCCAUGUUGGCCCAACCCUCAAAAGGUGACCUCAGCGAAUUGUUCAAAAAAUUCGAUAAAUCUUCCGACAAAUCAAACGAACCCUUGACCUUCGAAUAUAAAUACGACGGAGAGAGAGCUCAGAUCCAUCUCUGUUCUGACGGGACUUUCAGAAUUUACAGCCGAAAUCAAGAGGAUACUACGCAGAAAUAUCCCGAUUUGAUCCAAAAAUUUUUACGCGAUUCACCCACCGAUGAGGUUCACGACGAAAUUUACGACGCGCAGAACGUGAAGGAUUUUAUUAUGGAUGCGGAGGUGGUAGCAUGGGACUCGCAAAAUUGCCGCAUUUUGCCCUUCCAAAUUUUAAGUACCAGAAAGAGAAAAGACGCAUCCAGUUUCGACGUAAAGGUCGAGGUUCGGGCUUUCGCUUUCGACCUUUUAUACCUAAACGGGAACCGUCUCACCGAUCUACCUUUACAUGAGAGACGAGGACUUUUGAAGGAAACAUUCCGAGCUUCCGGCCAUUUUUUCGAUUUCGCGCGUUCUCUUGACCUCCCAGCCAAUCAGGAAACGCGCGAAUUGGAUAAAGUUUCGGAUUUUUUGGAUGCCGCUAUCAAAGGAAAUUGUGAGGGACUGAUGGUCAAAAGUUUGGAUUCGACUUACGAAAUCGACAAGCGUUCUAAUAAAUGGCUUAAACUUAAAAAGGAUUACCUGGAUUCAACCGGGGAUACCUUUGAUUUGGUGAUAAUAGGAGCUUAUCAAGGGCAAGGCAAAAGAACGGGCCAUUAUGGCGGGCUUUUAUUGGCCUGUUACGACGAUGUUAACGAACAAUACCAAACCAUUUGCAAAUUGGGAACAGGUUUCAAAGAUGCCGAUUUAGAGAAAUUACAUUCCAAACUACAGGAACACGUGAUAAAAGCCCCCAAACCAUAUUAUUGCACUGGGUUUAAUGAACAACAAGGUAGCAGCCCAGAUAUCUGGUUCGAACCCAAAUUGGUUUGCGAAGUUAAGGCGGCCGAUCUUUCCAUAUCUCCCAUACAUAAGGCUGCCAUAGGCUUGGUGGACCCAGAUAAGGGCAUAUCCUUAAGGUUCCCUCGUUACAUUAAACUCCGUGAAGAUAAAAAUGCCGAAGAUGCCACUACAGCUACCCAAAUCGCUCAUUUUUACAAUCAACAAGAACAAAUAAAAGAUAAAAAUAACCAAGAUGAAAAUGAAUUAGAUAUUGAGGAAAAUUAAUCUUAUGAAUUAUAGUGUUUCAUUGUAUAGAUGUAUAGUGAUGUUUAAAUAUAAUUGAUUUUUUUAAGGUUUUUUUGUAUGUUUGUAAAACUACCUUCUAUAUUUUGCAAAAUUAAAUCAUGGAUAAUAAUAUUUUCAUUCCAUCAUAUAUAUCUUAUAUUUUUA
Molecule: messenger RNA, 2422 nt
Organism: Gordionus sp. m RMFG-2023
Lineage: Eukaryota; Metazoa; Nematomorpha; Gordioida; Chordodea; Parachordodidae
Product: DNA ligase 1-like
Exons: 20
Coding region: 5-2257 (750 amino acids)
Biological process (GO): DNA biosynthetic process; Okazaki fragment processing involved in mitotic DNA replication; lagging strand elongation
Cellular component (GO): mitochondrion; nucleus
Molecular function (GO): DNA binding; DNA ligase (ATP) activity; ATP binding
Source: RefSeq, a predicted model, not a curated record